Molecule: messenger RNA, 1830 nt
Organism: Eimeria tenella
Lineage: Eukaryota; Apicomplexa; Conoidasida; Eucoccidiorida; Eimeriidae
Exons: 1
Coding region: 1-1830 (609 amino acids)
Biological process (GO): mitotic DNA damage checkpoint signaling; protein phosphorylation
Cellular component (GO): nucleus; cytoplasm
Molecular function (GO): protein serine/threonine kinase activity; ATP binding
Source: RefSeq, a predicted model, not a curated record
AUGAAGACAGCAAUUUUCUGGGUAGCUGCAGCAGCGCCUGCCUUGGUUUCCAGCUUGCAGCUGCAUGCACGGCUUAGCGACGAUGCAAAUCUUUCCUCAGUGGCGCUCUUAGAGGAAAAGAGCCCGCAAGCUUUGCUGCAGAUGGACCGCCUGCGCCACUUAGCACCCAGAGCCCGCCUGGUUCGUGAAUUGGGACGCCGUAUCAAUCAAGGAAGUGGUGCUGAUGGGCUUCCGGAAGGCGCUAAAAGCAGUGAAAACAAUGCCUGGCCAAACCAAGUGGGCAGGACCAGUGCCGACGCCGUGCUGCAGAGCCGGCUGGCCCGGCGCACCGCUGCAGCAGCCUCUCCACAACUCGGAGGCCAGUCGCGUUUGUUGGAGCCGUCAUCUGCUGCUGCCCACAAGCCUGUCUUCGCCCGACGCCUGAUCUCUUCUCCUCAAAAGCAUCAAUUUCCUCCCUUCCAAGGCUCGGGGGCAGGGCUGAGGCGAACAGGUGCUAUUCGUUUGAGUUCAACUUCCGCGAAGGCCUCUGCGAGCGAGGAGGCACAACCGGAGCAAAAGGAGGCAACGCCACCUUUGACUAAAGAGCGGAGGGAGGCACUGCAAAAGGAAGUGGUUGACGCUGUUGCUCACAACACUAAAGUGCUUAGACUCGAAAGGCAAAAGAGACCGUCGUCGUUAUUCAGGCAAGAAGUAGAGCGGAGUGUGCGAAGAGCGCUGAAGUACAUGUGUCCUGGUAACACUGAAGAUGGAACAAUAAUACUAACAAACGUCAGGGACAUAACAACUGGGGACUUGGCUUUUCACUCCGUCGCCAUGAAAGUUGGGCCGGCGCUUGGUGUUGGGGGUGCUGGUCUGGUGCUACUACUGGAGGUUUUGAGUGACAAUGCUGCUUCAGCUCUGGGUGCCAAGCAGCUAGCAGCAAAAAUUACAUAUUUCCCUGUGCCGAACCCAUCGCCCUCGCCGGCUGAACUGAGGCACGCAAAUCAUAUGAUAGAAGAUAUAACCGCGUCCGAGAUAAAUUCAGUUAGGCGACUAGUCCUCGCGGCUGCUCAAAACCUCACAGAAGGUGCCAGGGUUAGCACAAAAGAUGUAGCACAAGAAAACGGCUGGGCGAUGCCGCUGUUUGAGGCCUAUGUAGGGUCGUCACGACGGAGGCCGCAGCACCAUGGAGGUCACAUGAUCGGCGCCAAAGUGAUUCUUUCCCAACUAAUGCUGGGAGAUGGACAUUCCCUGGGCUUGCCAUCUGGCAAGGGUGAGCCGUAUUUGGCGCCAAGUUUGGAGGCCCGAGAACUGUUCUGCAAGGAACUUAUUCUGAGUGUGGCGAGAAUGCACGAGUUGGGUCACUGCCACAUGGACAUUAAGCCUGAAAAUGUACUUAUUUCUCCCAGCGGAAAGCCGCGGUUGAGCGACUUCGGGAUGGUGGGAAGGUCAGGGGAAAAUAGGGCAUGUUACAAUGGCACCAUUAUGUUCAUGGACCCAUUCACUGCGUCUUGCGCCAUCCGCGAAGGCCGCUUGCCCUUAAGCACGACCUAUGAUGCAUGGGCAUUGGGGGCAACGGCAUAUGUCUUUUUAACGGGAGGGCAAAUGCCCUACAAGAUUAAUCCCGGAGAGAAUUUGCUGAAGCAACUGGCCUCCAUGGACAUCACUAAUCAGGGUGCGCGAGCCAAAUUGACAAGUCUUGUGAAGGGAGAUACGUUGGAAGACCCCACAGUCAAACUUUUAGAGUUGGGAGUUUCAUCCAAGAUGGCUCAUGCUGUCGGCUCGAUGCUUCACCGCGACAAAAAUAAAAGAUCUAGUGUGACAGGAGUGGCAAAGGCUUUUCAGGAUUAA